CGCGCUCUCGUGCAUAUUUCAUAUUUAAUCUGAUGGAAUCAAAUACUGUACAUGGUAAGUACGCGUUGUCUCGGUCAUAUUUCACUUUGUGCUUCACCGGAUGGCACAUUCAAGUUUCUGAACGACAACAUCAGCUAAAUGAAUUGAAAAAUAUAUACUUUGAUACAUAAAUUGGCUUAUUCACACGGUAAGUAAUGUAAAAGAACACAACUGCUUGGCAAUUAUUUUCAAUGAGUAAACUUUUCUUCUCCGUGCACUUUGGAUAACUUGUUUAGAUGUUUCUGGAAAGUUACAAAGGCAGCAAGGAUCUUUUAAAUGUGCAUUAGGAAUUGAAAGGCGGCCUCACCUUAUUGUCAUGAAAAUACAUUUGUGCGCAUUGGUUACCCGUUCAGGGCCACUUCCUAAAUCUCCAUGAGAAGAAGAGGACCCCCCCCCCCACCCCCUCUAUAAGCAUCCCGGUAGGGAACCCAGCAGGUUUAUGCUAAUUACCUCCUCAAGGAGGAGGAGGGUGUGGAGGAGGCAAGCAGCGGAGCCAUUUUGUGCUCAUUUCUCAUUUGAAACGACGCAGCCCCGGAGUGCGCUCCGUGGAUCCCACUGACACCAUGGAUACGCUGGGACUUUUUCCACGUUAAAAAACUUUCAACAUGAAGGCUAAAAGUCGAACGCGACUCCGGGAGUGGGAGAGCUGCCUCGGAUGAGUUUGACCGCAGUUCACUGGGAUUUGUUACAUUGCCAAGCAUGGUGCCGUGGAGCGCGUGGAUUUGGGUUUGCGUCCUGUUCAACGCGCCCUCCGCGGCGUGCUUGGAGCUUCACCUCACGGAGUAUUUGCUACCCGGGACCGUCUUGGCGAACCUGUCCGUCGGACCGGGCUGGACGCACAAACUUGACAGGGAUUUAUCUCCCGAACCCACACGGAGUCUUUUCCGAGUCGGGCAGCAGAGCGGAGUUAUUGAACUGUCCCGAACUGUGGAGUGUGCGCGCACGCGUCGGAACCCCGCGCCCGUGCACUUCAGAAGCACCUCGUUGACUUCUGGUGAUGAGAUCUUAACGCGUUUGAACGUGUUCGUCCACGGACAGGACUGCUUCAUCAAAUACAAGAGAAAGACGUUGUUUCACAGUACGCCCGACAUCCACAUGAAGCGCAAUUUAAAUCUGGAGGAAACUCCCUGCCUCCUCGCAAGUGAUUUGCUGUUCAAUGUUGCAGAACUUUUGCCCGCUUUAACAAGGAGCGCAAACUUUUUGGACACACUGUGCGUAGGACAACAUUUUGCUGCACUCUUUAGACACGGAGCUUUGUUUCUAGCUGAUGACUUGUGUUCUGAUAACGUGAAAACCCGGCCCGAAGUGGAUUUAGAAUGUCCCCUGCACACCUCUGAAGGCAGCCGGCUAAACCUGCAGCUCACGUUGCGGUUUGGAAAAGUGCCUGGAGAUGGAUCCGUAUCGGAAUCCCUUGCUGGAAACACUGGUGAGUCUCCGCGAAGAGGGAAGCGACAAGUGAACGCGUCGCCGCAGUUCCAGCUCCUCAACUACCAAGUGUCCGUGCCUGAAAAUGAGCCAGCUGGGACACAAGUCAUCAGCCUCAAAGCCAGCGACCCAGAUGAUGGCGAAGCAGGGAGGCUGGAGUACGCCAUGGAAGCCUUGUUUGACAGCAGGUCCAAUGACUAUUUCACAAUCGACUCUCAGACGGGCGGCAUCACAACCAUUCAGGCAUUGGACAGAGAAGUCAAAGACACUCAUGUCUUCAAAGUGACUGUUACCGAUAACGGCACACCGAGAAGAUACGCCACCUCUUACCUGACUGUCACUGUGAGCGACACCAACGAUCACAGCCCCGUGUUUGAGCAGACAGAAUACAGAGUUAGUAUACGGGAGAAUGUCGAAGUGGGGUUUGAAGUCAUGACCAUUCGGGCCAACGAUGAAGAUGCCCCCGCUAACGCGAACAUGAUCUAUAAAAUUGUCAACGGUGACGGCGUCAACUCUGUCUUUGAGAUCGACACUCGGAACGGCCUGGUGAGAAUCCGAGAGCGUCCCGACAGGGAGACCAGGGCCCAGUACCAGCUGAUAGUGGAGGCCGACGACCAGGGCAAAGAGCCGGGUCCCCGCCGGGCCACCGCCACCGUCCACAUCACUGUCGAGGACGAGAAUGACAACUACCCUCAAUUCAGCGAGAAGAGGUACGUCGUGCAGGUUCCAGAGAACGUGGCCAUCAACACCAAAGUCAUUCAAGUGGAGGCGACGGACAAAGACGAGGGCAACAAUGCUAAAGUUCAUUACAGCAUCAUCAGCGGCAAUGUCAAAGGUCAGUUCUACAUUCAUUCCCCUACCGGCGUGAUCGAUGUGAUCAACCCUCUGGACUAUGAAAUGGUUCGGGAGUAUAAUCUGAGGAUUAAGGCACAGGAUGGCGGCAGACCCCCGCUGAUUAACGGCACCGGGAUGGUGGUGGUGCAAGUGGUGGACGUGAACGACAACGCUCCCAUGUUUGUCAGUACACCUUUCCAGGCAACCGUUUUGGAGAGCGUUGCCGUCGGCCACUCCGUCAUUCACAUUCAAGCCGUCGAUGGCGAUUCGGGGGAGAACGCCCGGCUGGAAUAUCGGCUGACCGACACCGUUCCCGGUUUUCCGUUCGCCAUCAACAACAGCACCGGGUGGAUUACAGUCAGUGAAGAACUGGACCGGGAGACCACCGAGUUCUACAGCUUCGGCGUGGAAGCGAGGGAUCACGGCAUUCCCGUCAUGUCGUCGUCGGCCAGCGUCACCAUCACGGUGCUCGACGUUAAUGACAACGUGCCCACUUUCACGGAGAAAGUCUACUCGCUGAAGAUCAACGAGGACGCCGUCGUGGGGACAAGCGUGCUGACGGUGACCGCCAUCGAUCGGGAUGUCAACAGUGUGGUGACCUACCAGAUCUCCAGCGGCAACACCAGAAACCGCUUCGCCAUCACGAGCCAGAGCGGCGGCGGGCUCGUCACUCUUGCCCUCCCCCUGGACUACAAACAGGAGCGCCAGUACGUGUUGACGGUCACGGCCAGCGACGGAACCCGAUCGGACUCUGCGCAGGUGUUUAUCAACGUGACGGACGCCAACACGCAUCGGCCCGUCUUCCAAAGCGCCAACUACCAGGUGAUGCUCAGCGAGGAGCAACCGGUGGGAUCCACCGUGGUGACGAUUAGCGCCACGGAUGAAGACACGGGAGAAAAUUCUCGCAUCACCUACAUUAUGGAGGACAGCGUCCCUCAGUUUAAAAUAGACCCAGAUACCGGUGCCAUCACGACCCAAAUGGAGAUUGACUACGAGGACCAGGCUUCCUUCACCUUGGCCAUCAUCGCCAAAGACAACGGAAUCCCUCAGAAAUCCGACACCACCUACGUGGAGAUCAUCAUCCUGGACGCCAAUGACAAUGCUCCUCAGUUCCUUCGAGACGUCUACCAGGGGAGCGUGUUUGAAGACGCGCCCAUCUACACCAGCGUCCUCCAGAUUUCUGCUUCCGAUCGAGAUUCCGGCUCGAAUGGGAGACUGAGCUAUACGUUCCAGGGUGGCGAUGACGGAGAUGGGGAUUUUUUCAUUGAGCAGUAUUCUGGCAUUAUCAGAACUUCUCGCAAACUAGACCGGGAGAACGUUCCUGUUUACGACCUUAAGGCCUUUGCUGUGGACAGGGGAGUGCCGCCUUUAAAAGCGGCAGUUCCCAUCCAUGUGGUUGUUCAGGACAUCAACGACAACGCUCCGGUGUUCGAAAAGGAUGAGCUUUUCAUCGACGUGCAGGAAAACAUUCCCGUCGGGUCCGUCGUGGCCCGGAUUACGGCAAUGGACCCCGACGAGGGCACCAAUGCUCAGAUCAUGUACCAAAUAGUUGAAGGGAACUUUCCAGAGAUCUUCGAGUUGGACAUUUUCAACGGCGACCUCAUUUCCCUCAUCGACCUCGAUUAUGAGACCAAAACGGAGUACGUCAUUGUGGUGCAGGCCACCUCGGCGCCGCUCGUCAGCCGGGCGACCGUCCACAUUCGCCUGACGGACAUGAAUGACAACCUGCCGGUGCUGAGCGACUUUGACAUCAUCUUCAACAACUACAUCACCAACAAGUCCAACAGUUUUCCAUCUGGAAUAAUCGGGAGAGUGCCGGCUCAUGACCCGGACGUGUCGGAUAAGUUGCGGUACACGUUUGAAUCUGGAAACGAGCUCCGUCUGCUCCUACUCAACGAGGACACGGGGCAUCUGCGGCUCAACAAGGCCCUGGACAAUAACAGGCCGCUGGAGGCGCCCAUGAUCAUCUCCGUCACCGAUGGCGUCCACACCACCUCGGCCCUCUGCACACUCCGCGUCACCAUCAUCACCGACGACAUGCUCACCAACAGCAUCACGGUGCGCCUGGAGAACAUGUCGCAGGAGCGCUUCCUGUCGCCCUUGCUCGGCCUCUUCGUGGACGGCGUGGCGGCGGUGCUCUCCACCAGGCGCGAGGCCGUCUUCGUCUUCAACAUCCAGAACGACACCGACGUGCAGGGCUCCAUCCUCAACGUCACCUUCUCGGCCAUGCAGCCCGGGGGAGGGCCCGGCGCGGGGACCUUCUUUCCUUCGGAGGAACUGCAGGAGCAGAUCUACCUGAACAGGACUCUGCUCAGGCUCAUUUCGUCUCAGGAGGUUUUGCCGUUCGACGACAACAUUUGCCUUCGCGAGCCCUGCGAGAACUACAUGAAGUGCGUGUCCGUGCUCAAGUUCGACAGCUCGCCCCCGUUCAUCGCGUCCGACACGGUUCUGUUCCGCCCCAUCCACCCCAUCAACGGGCUGCGCUGUCGCUGCCCCGUCGGCUUCGCCGGCGACUACUGCGAGACGGAGAUCGACCUUUGCUACUCGGGGCCGUGCGAGAACAACGGUCGCUGUCGCAGCCGAGAGGGCGGCUACACCUGCGAGUGCCUGGAAGACUUCACCGGCGAACACUGCGAGGUGAACGCCUCGUCGGGUAGCUGUGUCCCAGGCGUGUGCAAGAACGGCGGCGAAUGCGUGAACCGGCUCGCCGGCGGUUUCGUGUGCCAUUGUAUGCCCGGCGAGUACGAGAAGCCUUACUGCGAGAUGACCACACGCAGCUUCCCCGGACAGUCCUUCGUCACCUUCAGGGGUCUGCGGCAAAGGUUCCACUUUACCGUCUCGCUCAUGUUUGCGACAAGGGAACGAAAUGCCCUGCUGCUCUACAACGGCCGAUUCAACGAAAAACACGACUUCAUCGCUUUGGAAAUCGUCGACGAGCAGAUUCAACUCACCUUCUCUGGAGGUGAGACGAAGACCACCGUGUCCCCCUUCAUCUCGGGCGGCGUCAGCGAUGGCCAGUGGCAUUCCGUGCAGCUCCAUUACUACAACAAGGACGGGGGGAGUCUGCUGGACUCCAGCGGGCUUCUGCGGCUCCCGCUCUAUACUGCCUGGCUGGAGCUUACGCAGAAGGAGCCAAACAUCGGGCGCCUGGGGAUCCCCCACGGACCCUCCGGGGAGAAAGUGGCAGUGGUUGCCGUGGACGACUGCGACAUCUCCAUGGCGAUCCGCUUCGGGAAGCAGAUUGGGAACUACUCGUGCGCCGCCCAGGGAACACAGACCGGACAGAAAAAAUCGCUGGACUUGACGGGACCGCUCUUGCUCGGUGGCGUCCCCAACUUGCCCGAGGACUUCCCGGUUCGAAAUCGAGACUUUGUGGGCUGCAUGAGGAACCUGAGCAUCGACAGCAGGGCCGUCGACAUGGCUAGCUACAUCGCCAACAACGGCACAACGGCAGGGUGCCCGGCGAAGAGAAACUUCUGUACACCCAGCGUGUGUAUGAACGGGGGAGUGUGUGUCAGCAAGUGGAACACGUACAGCUGCGACUGCCCCACUGGAUAUGGCGGCAGGAACUGCGAACAAGUGAUGCCGUCGCCUCAGUUCUUUGACGGUAAGGCGCUGGUGUCGUGGAGCGAGCCGGACGUCACUAUCGCCAUCCCCUGGUACAUGGGCCUCAUGUUCCGGACGCGGCAACCGGCCGGCACUUUGAUGCAAGCCAACGCCGGCCCCUCCUCCACCAUCAGCCUCAUGGUGAGUGAGCAACAGGUGAGAAUGGAAGUACUGCAAACGGAACAGAUGGUGGCGUCCCUGAGCUUUCCGCAAGUUCGGGUCAACGACGGGGAGUGGCACCACCUGCUGGUGGAGCUGAGAAGCGUGAAGGACGGCAAGGCACUCAGAUACGUGGCCGCCGUUUCCUUGGACCACGGGAUGUACAAGCAGAAGUCAGUGGUGAUUGGCAACGACCUGCCGGGUUUGAAGCUCCAAACUCUUCAUGUCGGCGGUUUGCCGGGGGAGGGCAACCACGUCAGGAAAGGAUUUGUUGGCUGCAUUCAGGGAGUCCGCAUGGGCGAGACGUCCACCAACGUGGCCAACGUGAUCAUGUCUCGCGGCCUGAAGAUCCGCGUGGAGGAGGGCUGCGACCUGGCCGACCCGUGCGACGCCAACAUCUGCCCCGAGAACAGCCACUGCAACGACGAUUGGAGCACGCACACGUGCGUGUGCGACCCAGGCUAUUUUGGAAAAGACUGCGUGGACGCCUGUCAGCUCAACCCGUGCGAGCAUGUUUCCACCUGUGCUCGCAAGCCCAGUUCCUCUCACGGCUAUACCUGUGAAUGCGGACAAAACUACUACGGACAGUAUUGCGAAAAUAAGGUGGAGAAGCCGUGUCCUCAGGGCUGGUGGGGCAGUCCCGUGUGCGGCCCCUGCGGCUGCGACACCAGCAGGGGAUUUCAUAGCGACUGCAACAAGACGACGGGAGAGUGUCGCUGCAAGGAGAACCACUACCAGCCGGAAGGAGAAAACACCUGCUAUCCGUGUGACUGCUUCUCUGUCGGCUCUGAGCGCCGAACCUGCCACCCGCUCACCGGCCAGUGCCCCUGCAAGGGCGGCAUCAUCGGCCGCCAGUGCAACCGCUGCGAUAACCCCUUUGCUGAGGUCACGCCCAACGGAUGCGAAGUGGUGUAUGAAGGCUGCCCCAAAGCGUUUGACGCCGGCAUCUGGUGGCCCAAAACCAAGUUCGGCCGCCCGGCCGCCAUGAACUGUCCCAAAGGAUCUAUUGGUACCGCCAUUCGACACUGCAGUGACGAGAAAGGCUGGUUGUCGCCCGAGCUGUUCAACUGCACCGCCGCCUCCUUCGCUCAGCUCACCAAACUGAACGAAGACCUCCGUCGAAACGGCUCCAGGAUGGACGGCGAGCGCUCUGGUAGCAUCGUGCGCUCGCUCCGCGGCGCCACCGGCGACGUCAGGGGUUACUACGGCAACGACUUGAAGACGGCCGCUCAGCUGCUCAACCACGUGCUGCGCUACGAGAGCCGGCAGGCGGGAUUCGAACUCGCUGCGGCGAGGGAUGCGGAAUUCAACGAGAAUUUGGUUCGAGCUGGAAGUGCCAUACUGGACCCGGACACGAAAGCGCACUGGGAGCAAAUCCAGAAGACAGACGGCGGCACUGCCCACCUGCUCCGGAAUUUUGAGGACUACGCAAACACUCUUGCGCGGAACGUGAGGAAAACCUACCUCAAACCCUUCACCAUUGUGACGGACAACAUGAUAUUUUCCGUGGACUACCUGGACGUGACGGACCCCCGUAAGGCGACGUUCCCCCGCUUCCACGACAUUGAGGAGGAAUACCCGGAAGAGCUCGAGUCCUCUGUGCACUUCCCGCACUUCAACCUCCAACGCCAGUGGCAGCGAGCGGACCCCACUACGGCGCCCGCAGCCCAGACCGGGACCCCCCCGAUGGAGGUUCACACAUCGUAUGACAGGAGCCGUCGCCACCUCGUGCCAGCUGUCCAUCUCCCGGUUGCCGUGGUGAUAGUGUACAAGUCACUGGGGACGCUGCUUCCGGAAAGAUUUGACCCGGAUCGCAGAAGUCUAAGGGUCCCGAACCGCCCGGUGAUCAACACGGCAAUCGUCAGCGCCGCUGUACACAGCGAGGGUCCCCCUCUCCCGUUGAUUUUGGACCCUCCCAUUACCCUGGAGUACUCACUGCUGGAGACGGAGGAGAGGACCAAGCCCGUUUGCGUCUUCUGGAACCACUCCAUUGCGAUCGGAGGGACGGGCGGUUGGUCCUCCAAAGGCUGCGAGGUGCUUGAGAGGAACAACAGCCACAUUAGCUGUCAGUGUAACCACAUGACCAGUUUCGCCGUGCUCAUGGACGUUUCCAAAAGAGAGCACGGCGACGUUCUCCCCCUGAAGAUCGUCACCUACGCCACGGUGUCCGUCUCCCUGUUUUUGCUCCUGCUCACCUUGAUCCUGCUGUGCCUGCUGCGCCGGCUGCGCUCCAACCUCCACGUCAUCCACAGGAACCUGGUGGCGGCGCUCUUUUUUUCCGAGCUCGUCUUCCUCCUCGGCAUCAAUCAGACGGACAACCCGUUCGUGUGCACAGUCAUAGCCAUCCUCCUGCACUACUUCUACAUGUGCACCUUUGCGUGGAUGUUCGUGGAGGGUCUGCACAUCUACCGCAUGCUGACGGAGCUGCGCAACAUCAACCACGGCCACAUGAGGUUCUACUACGCCAUGGGCUGGGGCAUUCCGGCGAUCAUCACCGGCUUGGCCGUCGGCCUGGACCCGCAGGGUUACGGGAACCCCGAUUUUUGUUGGCUGUCCGUGCACGACACGCUCAUUUGGAGCUUUGCGGGACCCAUAUUUGUCGUGGUUUUGGUGAACAUUGUGAUCUUUAUCUUGGCCGCGAAGGCUUCCUGUGGUCGCAGGCAGAAGGCGGUUGAGAAGUCAGGCGCGAUCCCAGCUCUUCGCAUGGCCUUCCUGCUGCUGCUGCUCAUCAGCGCCACCUGGCUGCUGGGCCUGAUGGCGGUCAACAGCGACGUGCUGACCUUCCACUACCUGUUUGCCGGCUUCAGCUGUCUGCAGGGCAUCUUCAUCUUCUUCUUCCACAUCAUCUUCAACAAAGACGUGAGGAAGCAUCUCAAGAACGUCUUCACGGGGAAGAAGAACUUCGCCGAGGAGACAACCGCCACGCGGGCCUCUUUGCUCACACGCUCCCUGAACUGCAACAACACGGACGACGGGCACGUGUACUGUGCCGCCAUGGGCGAGUCCACCGUCUCCUUGGACAGCACGCUCAGGUCAGGAAAGAGCCGCAGCAGCUACCGGGCUUACGCACUCUGGAGGUACAGCACGCCCACUGACCGCAUGGCUGCUUCCACUUAAGUCUCUCUGCGCAUGCUUGUUUCACAAUCACUUAACACGACAUUGCUCUGUGAUGCAUCCCCCAACUCUUGACAAAUGUCCCUUCAAUUAUUUUUCUCUGUGAUCAGAUCUGUUAAGUGAGCCAGGGCACUCGUUCAGCAGCUUCAGAGGGGUUUAACAGGUCUUGGAUUAGGCCCGUGCUCGUAAAUCUGUCGUCGGGGUAAUAUGAGCUGACCCCGAGGUUAAAGGA
Messenger RNA from Hippocampus comes (tiger tail seahorse), 9409 nucleotides. RefSeq names its product cadherin EGF LAG seven-pass G-type receptor 1-like. Gene Ontology annotation, cellular component: plasma membrane. The record is from RefSeq and is a predicted model, not a curated record. Gene Ontology annotation, molecular function: G protein-coupled receptor activity; calcium ion binding. NCBI's taxonomy places the organism in Eukaryota, Metazoa, Chordata, Actinopteri, Syngnathiformes, Syngnathidae. The transcript is spliced from 32 exons. Gene Ontology annotation, biological process: cell surface receptor signaling pathway; G protein-coupled receptor signaling pathway; homophilic cell-cell adhesion. The coding region runs from base 739 to 9180 and encodes 2813 amino acids.